Molecule: messenger RNA, 1175 nt
Organism: Diatraea saccharalis (sugarcane borer)
Lineage: Eukaryota; Metazoa; Arthropoda; Insecta; Lepidoptera; Crambidae
Source: the annotation of a GenBank genome assembly
UGGACUCACAAAUGCCUGCAAGAAGUCUUCCUGAUCUGUCGAUUAGAGAGAAUGAUGAGAUUGUAUUAUUGAAACAAACGAUUUCAAACUUAAAUAUUCAACUUGAAACUGCCCACCUGGAAAUCGAAAAUCUACACCUUGAAAAUAACGCGCUACAAAAACAAAUAGUAGAAAGGGAUAGUAAAAUAAAACAACUGAUUACAAUUUGUUCUAGUACCAAAAAAGUAAUAAAAAAGAAAUGUGAAUUUUCAGUAUCAAAAUUUAAUACGUCUACGGGAUCACAAAAUACUGAUACUCGAGUGGCAAGUAUUCAAACUGAAUACCAAAAGCAAGACUUAGAUACAUCGAAAUCUCUAAAUAAUACCAAAGAGAAAGUAGUAAAAAGCAAAAUAAUGAUAUAUGGAGCGCAGCAGUGUGUGGGAUUGGCUUCUCUUCUAUCAGACCUACGACGAAACACCAAGUACGAAGAUUAUAAAAUAUUUGCGGAGACCAAGCCUUUUGCACAAACGGAAGACAUCCUUAAGUCGGUUGAUUAUUGCAACUUAGGUUCGAUGGACAAAAUUAUAUUAUGUGUCGGUGAAAAUGAUAGUAAUGCUCUAAAGACAACGUCCGAAUUGUACUAUGUAUUAAAGAAAGUUAAAAAUGCUACUGUAAUUGUAUUAGGUGUGUUAAAUAAUGAUCAUCAAAAUGAAAGAUUGUUAAACUAUAGCAUAGAAAAAACAUGUAAGAUGUUCACAAAUUGUCAUUUUAUUCGUUUCGAUACAUUUGCUAAGAAAUUAUUGAAUAAAAUGGUAAAAAAAUAUAUAUGUACAAGAGUAAAUAUGUUAAUAGACACAAUCGACUAUGAAUAUAAAUACUUAAUAACUAAAACAAAUGUAAACAUGUUUAACUAUACAAGACACAAUUUAAGGAAAAAAUCAUUAAUGCAUGAGAACCGAAAAACGCAAUUACAAAAAAAAAUUUAUGACUACUUUCCCAAAUUAAAUAAAACUAAAUCUAUACAAAAAACAUCUGACCAAAAUACUUUUUUUCGAUAACACCUCGUCUCUUACUAUAAUGCACCAAAAUAUUGCCGGCUUGCUCAGCAAGGGGGAAAUUAUUGAAAUAACUUUAGAAGAGCUUGAAGCAAAAAACACAGUUAUUGUUGACGUAUUAUGUUUUUCGGAAACCUUUAU